AUGUUGUUCAAGUCUGCCUUGCUCUUCUCGGGUCUUUCUGUCGCUGCCUCCAUCACAGGCUGCCACUUCCACGGUGCCACUCAAUUCUGUAUCGAUGAGGAGGGAAAUGAAGGUUACGUGACUCCAGGUCCAACUGCCACUGCCAAUGCUCCUUCCACUUACACUGGUUGCCAUCUUCAUGGCAGCAACACGUUCUGCAUGAACGGUCAGGAGGAAGCUGAGUUCGUCAAGGAGGAUGGCGGCCACGGUGGCCAUGGUGGCCACGACCACGGCCUGGCCACCACCACUGCUUCUGGCGCCUCGGCGUCUGCUUCUCACGACCACGACCACGACCACGACCAUGACCACGACCAUGGCUCUGAGAGCCACGACGGCCACUCCCACGCUGCUAGCAAUUCUGCCGGUUCUGCUUCUUCCUCAGCUCCUGUUACAACCUCUGGCUCUGCUUCAGCCUCAGGAUCUGCUUCAGCUUCCGGCUCAGGUUCCGCUACAACCUCUGGCUCUGCCUCUAACUCAGCUUCGAGCUCAGCUUCGAGUUCAGCUUCGGGCUCAGCUUCUGGUUCAGCUUCCGGUUCAGCCUCGGUUUCCACUCGUACUGCCUCCAACGACGCUGUCACUGCUGGCGCCUACGGUGCUGCUGCUGGUGCUGCUCUUCUCGUCGCCGGUCUUUUCUAG
This is a messenger RNA of Candidozyma auris, 675 nucleotides long. RefSeq lists its product as uncharacterized. The coding region runs from base 1 to 675 and encodes 224 amino acids. The transcript has a single exon. The record is from RefSeq and is a predicted model, not a curated record. NCBI's taxonomy places the organism in Eukaryota, Fungi, Ascomycota, Pichiomycetes, Serinales, Metschnikowiaceae.